Molecule: messenger RNA, 1495 nt
Organism: Rhodotorula graminis WP1
Lineage: Eukaryota; Fungi; Basidiomycota; Microbotryomycetes; Sporidiobolales; Sporidiobolaceae
Exons: 11
Coding region: 77-1396 (439 amino acids)
Biological process (GO): protein phosphorylation; intracellular signal transduction
Cellular component (GO): cytoplasm; nucleus
Molecular function (GO): ATP binding; MAP kinase activity
Source: RefSeq, a predicted model, not a curated record
GCCCGCCCCGCGCCCUCGCCUCGUCCUCCUCCUCAUCGCCCGCUCGCUCCUUCGACCACUUCGUCAACGACGACCAAUGGACCCGAUCCACAACAUUCCGCGCCAUGCGUUCCCCGUCCUGAGCGAGCCCUUCCUCGUCGACGAGACGUACGACUUUGUCAAGGAGCUCGGCCAGGGAGCCUAUGGCGUCGUGUGCUCGGCCCGCAACAAGGUCAGCGGCGACCAGGUCGCCAUCAAGAAGGUCACCAAGGUGUUCCAGAAGAAGAUUCUCACCAAGCGCGCCCUGCGCGAGCUCAAGCUCCUGCACCACUUCCGCGGUCACAAGAACAUCACCUGCCUGUACGACCUCGACCUCGUCGACCCGGUCAACUUCGACUCGGUGUACUUGUACGAGGAGUGCAUGGAAGCCGACCUGCACGCCAUCAUCCGCUCGGGCCAGCCGCUGUCCGACGCACACUUCCAGAGCUUCAUCUACCAGACCCUCUGCGGCUUGAAGUACAUCCACUCGGCGCACGUCCUCCACCGCGACCUCAAGCCGGGCAACCUCCUCGUCAACGCCGACUGCGAGCUCAAGAUCUGCGACUUUGGCCUCGCGCGAGGGUUCGACCAGGCGGCGACCGACGGCCAGAACAACCAGCAGGGCUUCAUGACCGAGUACGUCGCUACGAGGUGGUACCGCGCGCCCGAGAUCAUGCUCAGCUUUGCCAACUACACGACGGCGAUCGACAUCUGGUCGGUCGGGUGCGUCCUCGCCGAGCUCCUCGGCGGUCGCCCGAUCUUCAAGGGCAAGGACUACAUCGACCAGCUCAACAUCGUCCUGCACUUCCUCGGCACGCCGAGCGACGCGACGCUGCGACGGGUCGGCUCGCCUCGGGCGCAAGACUACAUCCGCUCUCUCCCCUACAAGCCGGGCGUUCCUUUUGUGUCGCUGUUCCCGCAGGCCAACCCGCUCGCGCUCGACCUCGUCGCCAAGCUGCUCGCGUUCGACCCGCACGAGCGCAUCUCGUGCGAGGACGCGCUCCUGCACCCGUACCUCUCGGUGUGGCACGAGCCCGCCGACGAGCCGACGUGCCCGACCCGGUUCGACUUUGGGUUCGAGAGCGAGGACACGAUCGAGGGCAUGAGGGCCCUCAUCGUCCAGGAGGUCGAGGAGUUUCGCCGCAUGGUCCGCCCGCAGAUGCGUCCGGCGCCGCCUCCCCCUCGGCGGCAAGACUCUCUCCCGGCGCCGCCGCCGAUCCCGGCGCGCGACGCGCUCGGCGCCCACGCGCACGAGGGCUACGGCGCGGCGUACGGCCGCGUGCCGCAGCAUGCGGGCGAGGAGGGCCCCGUCGAGGAGGUGCCUGGCAUGGAGCUCGACCGCGAGCUCGAGGGGCAGUACCACGGCAAGGCGAGGUGAGCGGGACGGGACGAGCUCUCGAGACGGCGAUGACGAGGGCUCUCGAGGCGGCGUGUGUACAGCGCAAUCGGUGCAACGGACGUUCUUCUCUAUCGCCUC